This is a messenger RNA of Formica exsecta, 5514 nucleotides long. RefSeq lists its product as uncharacterized. The transcript has 4 exons. The coding region runs from base 469 to 1170 and encodes 233 amino acids. NCBI's taxonomy places the organism in Eukaryota, Metazoa, Arthropoda, Insecta, Hymenoptera, Formicidae. The record is from RefSeq and is a predicted model, not a curated record.
CAGCCAGGCAGCAGCAGCAGCAAGCAGCAGGCAGGCAUGCAGGCAAUAGCUUCGUGUCAUGCGCACUCGCAUGAAAUUGGCGCAAGCGCUUAUCUGACACCGCGCCGCGGUGAUUGGUCAGUUGUCAGUUGGUCACUUUCAGUCGGGCUCUGACUCUGACGUGCGCAGCGUGAAGAUGUUGAAUGUUGCUCAGUGGCUGCGUUUGCGGUCGCGCGUACCUAUACACUAAAAUCAGGGUGAGCUAUCUUUCGCGACGACGCGCGACGUUCGCAAACCGUCGAAAAGUUACACGUUUCAAAGGCUUCCACUUGAAUGUCAACGUAAAAAAGGCGUAAGACGAAGAACGCGCGUCUGAUAGUCUCCUUUCGCGGUGGUCACGACGGUCGCGGUGGUCGCGGUAAACCGCCGCAACGUUCACGUGUGUUCUGGCCUGAUUGACCGGUAUACCGUAUCUCAAGCUUCGGAACGAUGAGACUUCCGCGGAUGUUACUCGUCAUCGCCUACUUGCUGCGAUGUCACAUCGCUCGUUCGAUAGCCGCACCGACGAGAGCUACGAGUCCGGUUUUGUUGGGUGAAGUCGCUAUUACGCUUCAGGACGAUGUCACAACGCAGGAACCUAUUCUUAAAAAAUGCAUCGUAGACGGAAAUGCCUAUUCUCACAGCCAAACGAUACCAUCUUACGACAUAAAUUCUCAUUGCCUAUGCGUCGUCGGUGAAGUUUACUGUUGGUGGCAGAAUUAUAAUCCGACCAGCGCUCCAUCGCUCGGCUUGUCUUCCUUGCGAUCGACCGUGAUGGAGAGCAAUUACACUUCAUCUCUAGAAAUGAAUACGGACAUUGUGGACGACUUUGAAGCUUCCGGAGAUUUUGAUUCAUCGAUUGGCCAACAAGGACAUGUAGAAACUAAUGCCACCUUGUCGAUUACGUCUCCUGUACCGAUUACUUGUCUCGUCAUGGGGAGAGAGUAUCGACAAGGUGAGACUCUACCGCACUCGACCGGGAACUGCGUCGAAUGCAGCUGCGGUUCCGAAGGGCGCGUCGAAUGCUCACCGAGGGAUUGCGUGGCACUGCGACCUGAGAUUUUGGUCGCACCCGAUAUACCCGAGGCGCCCGACAGCGACUUUGAAGUUUUCAACUUAGCGCGGGAUCGAGGCAUCGAUGAAAGUUUCUAAAGCAUUUGAUAACGACUCACCCGCCGAAUCGUAAAAACUUGCUUGCCUUUGAUUAUCGCAAUAUCGUUAACGUUGUUGAAAGACCAAUCGAUAGGAAGUCAUUUAAUUGACGCAAUUUAAAAGAUUAUUUGAAAGAGGUUAAUUAAUAUUGAUUCUUUCAUGGCAGGCGAAAAUCGAAUAGUUGAUGAAUUGAAUGAAAAAAAAGAAAGCGAAAAAUUAUAAAAUAAUUUCAUAAAAAAGGCCAAUUAUAGUUUGUUGGCUGUCUUGAUAAACAAACCAGAUCCAUCUCAAAACCUAUCGAGUUUCAAAUCUCUACUAUGAAGACUAGAGAUAGGAGUAUCAACCCGCGUGCAGAAAAUAUUAAUCUCAUUGUCCGGAAAAUGUCAUCGCUCAAUGGUGCUGUAUAAGCAAACUCGACCUAUUUUGUCCUACAACUUGGAGUAAUGACGAUGGUAGAAUAAUGUCUAAUUCGUAUGCUUUAUCAGUUUGGUUACGUAUAAUCUUUUCACGUACAUAUGCAAAAGUACAAUAUUGCGCUGUAUGAUUCAAUGUAGCUGCACUUGUAAAUAAUGGCGCCAGCUAAUAGCGACAUUUUUUUGUUUCACCCUUUCCACGCUCUUGGUCUCUAGUCUGCAUGUGUGAUCUCAUGUAUUUUAAAUAUAAUUUUAUGUUUAAAAAUGAUAAAUUAUUUGAAUAUGAGCUUAUACUUACACGAGUUUGCACUUGACGAAUUUUCAUGUUAAGUAAUGAUUGUAAUUUUUUUUUAUCGUAGGGAAGAAUCGCCUUCUCUCAAUUGAGGACGUGCCUUCAGUUUUUGGUGUUAUAUAUUCAAUCAAAACGGCAUUGAAGGCAUAGUCCUAGAACAUAGAAUAUCUAGUCUAGAUAGUUUCUAUAAAACCCUCAAUGAGUGAGAACAGAGAGCCUGUUUGCCUAAAUUUUAUUUUUACGUAACUUUACUGAUAUUUUUUUCUUAGCUACUAAUAAAUGGAUAAUUUCCAACGUAAUGAAUGCUUUCCAUGUAAAAAGCCAAUAUAUAUUGAUAAUUUUAAUAUAUUUAUUUCUCUAUUUUAUCAAUUUUAAAAGACAGAGCUUAUUAUACUUUCCACGUAAAUUUUGAUGAUUUUCUUAUUGUUAAUCUGGAUUUGAAUCGUAGAUAUAUUUUUAGUUAUAUUAGUAGUUAAUGAUUUAUUUAAAAGAUUUGUAUUUGUAUAGAUACAAAAAUGUUUUUGUAGACAUCGGCCUAUAAAUCUAUAAAUUAUAUAAUCACAAUAUGCAAAUAUGUACAUCGGUUCGUCAUAUAUAGACCAGUAGUUGAGAAAAACAAUCUUACUGACAAUGAGUUUAAUUGCGAUUAAUCGAUUAUGCAAUAUAAUUCGACUUACAGAAUAAUUUUUGUCAUAUCUCUAUCAUAUCAUAUCCUAAUCAGCCUACAGUCAAAUAUUCUAGUCGAGAUCGUAUAAUUUAUUUCAUUUUAUAUAUAUAUAUACUUACGAUAGAGUGAUGUCAACGAGUAAUGAAAACCCCCAGUAACAAUAAUUUAUAUGAUAUAUAGAGAUACAUGAUAUAUAUAAGAGAUUGACGAGAGCGAUAUAGACUUAAAUUAAACGGUAAUCCCUUUAUACUAUUUAUUCCCAAGACUUGGAAAUUAUCGUUGUUCCUAUGACCGGCAACUCCACUCUAGACGCCAUUUUUUUGUAAUCGAUAUUAGCAAUGCCAGAGAUGCUGCAUUAUUGAUCAUGAUAUUCUCGCUAAUUCCAAUAGUAGUUUAGCAUAUACGAUAUUGUUAUUCUCGAUCGCUAGCAGACGUAUAUUGUGCGAAAGCCGAUCGUAAAAGAUGACUUUCGAAUCUUGCAUUACAUUAAGACUCGGGUAAAUUUCAAACUGUUUGAUUACUUUGUGUGUGCAACUGCCUGUGCGCAGAUAUGUGACUAUUGGUAGAGGUACUCGAUAUUUUCUGCUUCUUAAACUUUUUAUAUUAAAGUUGUACAAAAGUUAUCCGGACUCCCCUCUCUCCGAACUUCUUAUUCUAAAUAUACUAAGAUACAUAUUACAUUCUUAUAUAAAAACUAUUUCGACAAGUAUGUUAUAGAUAUACCAUUCAAAUGCCGUAGCUUGUAUUCUCAUCGCAUAUUCAGCAUUCAUGCAUGGUAGAUCUUUUGUUUUAUAUAAAUUCCGUUUUUUAUAUAUAAGAGCAUCUCAUUUGACGACUCAUAAUUUAUCACAAAAUUUAAGAUAGUAUCCUAUUUAUAAAUUUUAUAUGUCGUGCAUUACAGAAAACAUUUGAGCAUGUAAAAUACAUAUAUAAAUCAAAAUAUAUGUAUAUUAUAUAUAUGUAUAGAAGACAUUAAAACAUGUGAUGUGUUGAAUUAUAAAUAGAAUACUGUCUUCAAUUUUGUCGCGAAUUAUAGAUCGUCUAAAGAGCUCUUAAAAUAUUCUUAUGUGUAAAGUAAAUAAAUAUUUAUUCAAUGCUUAAUGCGUGAUGAGUGUACGUAGCUAUUAGAUUAUACAGCCAACUGGAAUAAUCACAUUAUUGAAGAGAAAAUAGCAUAUAUAAUCUCCCGACAUAUAUAUAUAUACAUAUAAUAUCUUUCGACUCAACAUGUGUGCACAAUAUUAUAUAUUUAUAUUCCAUAUAUAAAUUCGUACAAUAAUAUUCGUACAUACAGUAGAAUAUUACAUGUAUAUUAUAUACAUGCAUAUUAUAUAGAUUAUCCAAAGAAUCAAGUAUUAAGAGACAACGUUGUAUGCAAUCCGCGUAUAAUAAUGUAAAAUUAAAACUAAUUGAUGAAACUGCAAUUUUAUAUAGGCAAAUCGCGACGUUUACUUUUAUAAUUACACCUUUUGCGUUAAGUUUUGUAAACUCUCUUUAGCUAGUUUCGAAGAUUGCAUAUAUACUUUGUACGACUCGUGAUUAUAAAAAAAUAACCGCGCGCACGGUGUUCCGGUUGUUAUACAACUUUUUCGUAUAGCAAUGUUGGUGAUUUAUAAUGCCUUUGUUAAACAAAUAAAGCAUAUUUCUAGAGUAUUUUAUUAUAUCGGAAGAUUAUUCUUCAACGUGAAGUAGUCGUAUCGAGAAAUAAGUUUAGUGUCCCUCUUUGUAGCUAAAAGGACCCAUAAAAAAAAGUGAUGACAAAUAGUUGUAUACUUUUAUGACCACAAUGAUGAUAAAAAAAUCGAUUAUUUAUGGAUAGUUACAUAGAUGGGUAGUGUCUAAUGUGAUAUACAUAUAUAUACACACACAUAUCCCGAAAAUAACUUUGUCUAACAAUUUACAAGUUUAGGCCGGAAAAUUUGAUCUCUCUUUCAUGUGCCAGGGCUAAUCGAACAUCUAGUUGCCGUUAUUCGUUUCAAGUAGAGGAUAGAACACGCACAGAAAUACAAAUCGACAAUGUUUGUGUGUGGUUGAGUGUUUGUUAACAAUUGAAGGAACAAAUAAAUAAAGGAAUGAAAAUUAAAUGUUGCACUCUUUGGUGUUUGUUAAAUUGAUUUAGAAAUUAUGUUGAUGGUCUUAUAUAAAAAAAUCCAAUCGGUAAGAAAUCCUGUUAAAGAGAUGAAGAAUAGAUCAAAUGAAAUAAGUAAAGAAAAAGAUUUUUACAGCAUCAAAAAAUUAUCGAGAUAUUGAUAUAGAAGUAUUCAGAACUUUAAUUGUAAUGUCUAGUAAUACAUAUAUUCUCUUUUAAAUUUUCGAUUUGUUCCAUGCGUAAAUCAAAAUUAAUACCUAAAAAUAGAACUUAAAACAGUUUUUGAUUCGCCUACUUGUUGCAUAAAAGAUAUCAGUUUCACCUGCUUGUUCCUUCAAUUAUCGCACUUAUUCAACAUUUAUCAAUCUGCCUAUAUAUAUCUUGUCUGAUUUUGAAACCUAUAGUUUCUAUGUUUAAGAAAGUAAUCGCCAAUGUAUGUUGGAUUGUUACGAAGGAAAAACGUAGUUCUGGGAAAAUAAUAUUUUUGAAUAUCCCUCUUUACAAGGAUUAGUUGUGAAAUUAAUUAUAGAAUAGCUUUCAGCACCAAUUAUCGACAAUCCACAUUUGUCGAAUCGACCAUUUAGUAUGCGGUGCACUCCUUGUGUGCUUGUAAGUUUUUUAAAGAAAUUCUUGUAAGAUGAAAAUAGCACAUUAUCGCGGGACCAUCUAUGUGGAAAUGUAUCACUCAUUGCUUUUGUUCACAUUUGUAUAAUGGAUAUAUCUCGUAUGUCUUCCAAUCAUCUUAAGCGCGAUAUUGUGUUUAUAAUGUAUUCCUGCGAUUAUAUGUCAUUACAAAACAACACAGUUGUAUUCCAAAUAAAGAAAGAUCUCACAAUGUGUGUAGAUGUUUAUAUUUUGCCAUCUUUUGCAAUUUAUAUAGUGA